Molecule: messenger RNA, 651 nt
Organism: Linum tenue
Lineage: Eukaryota; Viridiplantae; Streptophyta; Magnoliopsida; Malpighiales; Linaceae
Source: the annotation of a GenBank genome assembly
AUGCCCACAGUACCCUUCUUCUGGAGAAACCUCCUGCAAUGCCUCCCCACCACCACCGCCGCUCCGGACCCGCUCCCCUCCGAACAACCCGGACCCGACCCGCCUCCGCCCGCCACGUCAUCAUCCAUUCUCUUCAGCACUAACUACAACUCCAUCUUCGACAUAUCCUCCUCCACGUCCACCUCGCUCCUCUCCUCCGCCACCGCCACAUCCACUGACUCCUCCGAAUCCGACGACUCGCAUCAUCCCCCGGAUUUCGCAACCGUCUUCGCCUCCCAUCGCUUCUUCUUCUCCUCCCCCGGCCUCUCCAGCUCCAUUAUCUCCAAUCACGACAACAAGAUCGCCGCACCAAACCCUCCUCCGCUGGAGGGUGGCGUGGCGGUGAAGAAGUACUCGCCGGAUCCGUACGCGGACUUCAAGAAGUCGAUGGUUGAGAUGAUCGAGUCGCGGCGAAUCAAGGACGCGCGCGGGAACUGGGACUACUUGCACGAGUUGCUCUCCUGUUACCUCGACAUGAACCCCAAGAACACUCACUGUUACAUUAUUGCCGCCUUCGCCGACAUUGUCGUCCGUUUGCUGUCCACGUCACCGCCGCCAGAAGUACUCCACGACCACGAGACCAGUCCCCGCCCCCUGCCGGCAGCACUGUAG